UAUCGGACAGAAACCAAUUCAGACAGAUCACUCACAUCCUCAUCAUGAUCGCAAAGGUCGUAUUCUUGUGUGCUGCUUUUGCAGUAUCUCAUGCCAAUAUCCAUCUCAAAGCACCCCUUGUGAGCACUGGUGUCAGCCAAACAUCUAGACAGCAAGAUGCUCAUGGCAGCUAUGCUUUUGGUUAUGAUAUUGUUGAUAAGCAUGGCGCCUCCAACUCCAGAUCUGAAGUCGGUGAUGGCUAUGGCAACAAAAAAGGCACCUAUACCAUCCACGACAUUGACGGCAGAGCAAGAAGAGUAGAUUACGUGGCCGACAAACUUGGAUUCCGUGCUGCUGUCAAAACCAACGAACCAGGAACUGCUCAUAGCACCCCUGCUGCAGCUGCCAUAAACAGCCCCUACGCUGGACCAUCCGUCGAUCACAUCGCGCCUGUUGCCACUGCUGUCGUUGGACAUGCCGCUGUUGCAGCUCCCGUAAUUGCUGCUGCUCCUGUAGUUGCUGCCGCUCCUGUAGCCUAUGGUGGAUAUGGUCUUGGACACGGUGCAGCAACUGGUUUAGGAUAUGGCGCCGGCACAUAUGGAGCCGGAGCAUAUGGUGGAUAUAAUGCCGGUGCAUAUGGAGGAUAUAGUGCCGGCACAUACGGAGCCGGAGCAUAUGGCGGACAUGAUGCCGGUGCAUAUGGAGGAUAUGGUGCCGGCACAUACGGAGCUGGAGCAUAUGGCGGAUAUGAUACUGGUGCAUAUGGAGGAUAUGGUGCCGCUACUGGAAAGGGACUGGUCUACUAAUAAUUGUAACUUUUUCUUUAGGUAUCUGAAAUUAUAUGUGUAAAAUAUUGUUACUUCUUUAUUUCGCAUGUGAAGAGUUCUUGAAGCUGUUCUUGAUAAUAAAUCCUAUAGAUUGAAAAAAAAUGGUGCUUGUUUCUUUGUUCAUUCCAUGAUGUAUGUCUAAAGUCUCCUGUAGUUGCUGCCGCUCCUGUAGCCUAUGGUGGAUAUGGUCUUGGAGACGGUGCAGCAACUGGUUUAGGAUAUGGCGCCGGCACAUAUGGAGCCGGAGCAUAUGGUGGAUAUAAUGCCGGUGCAUAUGGAGGAUAUGGUGCCGGCACAUACGGAGCCGGAGCAUAUGGCGGACAUGAUACUGGUGCAUAUGGAGAAUAUGGUGCCGCUACUGGAAAGGGACUGGUCUACUAAUAAUUGUAACUUUUUCUUUAGGUAUCUGAAAUUACCUGUGUGUAAAAUAUUGUUACUUAUUUAUUUCGCAUGUGAAGAGUUCUUGAAGCUGUUCUUGAUAAUAAAUCCUAUAGAUUGAAAA
Messenger RNA from Stegodyphus dumicola, 1308 nucleotides. RefSeq lists its product as uncharacterized. Gene Ontology annotation, cellular component: chitin-based extracellular matrix. The record is from RefSeq and is a predicted model, not a curated record. Gene Ontology annotation, molecular function: structural constituent of chitin-based larval cuticle. Lineage: Eukaryota; Metazoa; Arthropoda; Arachnida; Araneae; Eresidae.